Molecule: messenger RNA, 1236 nt
Organism: Gastrolobium bilobum
Lineage: Eukaryota; Viridiplantae; Streptophyta; Magnoliopsida; Fabales; Fabaceae
Exons: 3
Coding region: 1-1236 (411 amino acids)
Molecular function (GO): protein dimerization activity
Source: RefSeq, a predicted model, not a curated record
AUGGAAAUUGGAGAAGAGAAUGUCGUUCAAGUAGUGACAGAUAGUGCUUCAGCCCUUGUAUCUGUUGGACAAAAGUUGAUGGAUAAAAGAAAGCAACUCUUUUGGUCACCUUGUGCAGCCCACUGUCUUGAUUUGAUUUUGGAAGACAUUGGUGGCAUUACAGUGUUCUAUAAUACCAUUUGGAAAGCAAAAAGAAUUACAAAUUUCAUUUAUAGGCACACAUGGGUGUUGAAUUUAUAUAGAACCUUUUCCAAAGGUAGAGAGUUAGCUAGGCCAGCAAUAACAAGGUUUGCUACGUCAUUUUUGACAAUGCAGUCAAUUUUGAAACAAAAGAAUGCACUUCGCUCUAUGUUUGCAUCUGAAAAAUGGGUUAAUAGUGCUUAUUCCUCUAGGCCGGAAGCCAAAUUUGCAGAAAAUGUUGUUUUGGCUGAUAAAAGGUUUUGGAAAUCAAUACAUUAUUGUUUGAAAAUUGUGUCUCCUCUUGUGAAAGUUCUCAGACUUGUGGAUGGUGAUUCAAAACCUACAAUGGGAUACAUUUAUGAGGCUAUGGAUAGAGCAAAGGAAGAAAUAGCAAAGAGUUUUAAUCAUGAGGAAAAGAGAUAUAAGGAUGUAUGGGAAAUCAUUGACAAGCGUUGGGAUUUACAACUUCAUAGGCCUCUUCAUGCAGCAACAUAUUUUCUUAACCCAAAUUUUGGAGAAGACUGCAAAGAGCUGCAAACAAUAGCUAUUCGUAUUCUAAGCCUCACUUGCAGUGCUACAGGGUGUGAGAGAAAUUGGAGUGUGUUUGAUCAAAUUUACUCUAAGAGAAGAAACCGUUUAGAGCAACAAAGGUUGAAUGCUCUUGUGUUUGUUAAAUACAACCUUCAACUUGAAAUUAGGCAAAAACAAAGGGAGGAAAAAGGAGACACAUAUGAUCCUAUCUGCUUAUCAGAUUUAGAUUCCGACGAGGAAUGGAUUACUGAGCAAGAGGAGCCUUGCCUAAUGGAUGAGGAAUCUUGGAUGGAUGUUCAUGAGUGCUUCGACACUGAUGAAGGAGACCAAAGCAAAAAGAGAAAGAGAGGUCCUCGAAAUCUUCAAGAUGAUAGGAAUGAUAGAGGCAAAGGCAAAGAACCUCAAAUUGUUGAACAAGAUAUCGAAGAUGAGUCAAAUGACUCUACUAAUGGAGAAGAUAAAGGACUAGAUAUGCCAAUACUAGAUGCUGAUAGUGAUAGUGAUAAUAUUAGUCUUGAAAUAUGA